This is a messenger RNA of Peromyscus eremicus (cactus mouse), 5558 nucleotides long. It is a transcript of the gene Dlc1, whose product is annotated as DLC1 Rho GTPase activating protein. Bases 578 to 5170 code for a protein of 1530 amino acids. Gene Ontology annotation, biological process: actin cytoskeleton organization; regulation of Rho protein signal transduction; signal transduction. Gene Ontology annotation, molecular function: GTPase activator activity; lipid binding; protein binding. NCBI's taxonomy places the organism in Eukaryota, Metazoa, Chordata, Mammalia, Rodentia, Cricetidae. The record is from RefSeq and is a predicted model, not a curated record. Gene Ontology annotation, cellular component: membrane raft; focal adhesion. The transcript has 18 exons.
CUGACGCUAGCUAAUCAUCUCAAGAGCUUUGACAAACUCACUUCAGUCCUGUGUAAAAUCAGAGCUUCAACGCCCAGGCGGCUCUUUUUGCCCCUCCCCUCAGCUUCGUGCAGGCUUCCUCACAUGCAAACUUCUCAGAGGCAGGAAAUACUUUGCAGGCAAUCUGGGCCUGGUUGUGGAGGCCCCUCUCGCAAAACAUCAGUCUGCAUUUAGAAGACAGAAGUCACUAGGAACGCCUUGACAGGAUCUGGCUUUAGCGGAGGCUCCCUCCAGCUGCAGAGGGUGUUUUUGUUAGACUCACACACUGCGUAAGGAGAACUGCUCAGAAUAGAGCAGUGACCUCAGCCACGAAAUGUGAACUUAGAUUCUGUGGACGCUAACAGGACGGACUCCUCUCUUACCCUGGCUGAAACAGCAUCAUGCCUUGGCAGCACAGAAACUCUUGGUCCAGGCAACAAAAUGGCAGGACACACUCUCUUCCUUGAUCCAUGAAUUCAAAAUCACCUUUGGUCAAUUUCCAUCCCAGGUGAGCGUCAUACGGAAUGCAUCUCCUUGUCUGUUGUUAAGCUAUGGCGACAUGUCUGUAGCUAUCAGAAAAAGGAGCUGGGAAGAGCAUGUGACCCAACAGACUGGACAGCCUUUUAAUUCUGAUGAGUAUGACAUAGCAUGUCACCACGGACUGGCCUCCGACAGCUUGCAGGCAAGUAUGGAAAAAGAUGCAACCUUAAAUGUGGACCAGAAAGAGAAGUGUGCCUCUCUACCAGACUGCUGUUGUGGGCCAGAGCCUAGAGACUUUCCUGGGGGGCCAAUGGGCCACAUUUCACAGGAGGUGGAUGAAAGUGGCAGCCAGGAAGGAGACGAGCAGUUUCUGUCUCUGGAAGCCAGCACAGAGACACUGGUGCACAUUUCUGAUGAGGAUACUGAUUCUGAUCUCCACCUCACCAAUGAUGCACAGAUUUCAACUCCCCAAAGACACGAAAGAGACCGUCAACGUAGUGUCGAAGGAGCAGGCUCCUUCAUGAAGGCAUUGUCCAUCAGGCAAAGUAACCAAGACUCAUAUAACUCCUGGAGGAAGGCUGAUGAAGCCAAUGUCUCUACAGCAGAAGAAAGAGGGAACAGGCAAGGUGUUGGUGCUGUAAGUAAAAGCCUGGAGCUUUGUAAGGAUAUAAGUUCAGAUGAAACAAAAGAUGUGCCCCAAGUCAAGACAUUCGGUUCUUUGAACGUGGAAGAUACUGCACCCGAGACACAACUGCUUAAUUCUGCGGUAAUCGCUCGACAGCGAAGGAAACCAGACUUCUCUAAAGAGGAACAGGAAAAAACGUGCCACCCUGUAGUAGAAGAAGAGUUCUUGGCUGCUCCUGGUGCCGACGGAGGGCUGCCAUUAUUGAAAGCAGAUUUCGGAAGCUGCCUUCUGCAGCCGCCUUCCUGCCCCGGUGGAAUGUCAGCAGAAAAUGACCUGGAGAAGACUGGGUUCUCAGAACAUCAAAACAACAGCCCUCUCAAGGUCAACACAGACCAUGGCAUGCAGUGUUUACACUCAAGGGGCCCAGUGACCACCCAGGAGACCGUAGACAAUCAGGUCAGACUGCGCAAGAGAAAGGAAACAAGGGAAGAUCAAGACAGGACUCGGCUGGACUCCAUGGUGCUGCUAAUUAUGAAACUGGACCAACUAGACCAAGACAUCGAGAACGCGCUCAGCACGGCCUCGUCCCCAUCCAGCACCCCAACGAACCUACGGCGGCACGUCCCUGAUCUAGAAUCAGGAUCCGAAAGUGGAACAGAUAGUAUCUCAGUAAAUCAGACACAGGUGACUCUGUCUUCUAACCCUGAUUCCACCAAUCCAUCAUCCACUCCAGGGAGCAAUUCUGGAACCAAACCCAAGGCCAUGGCUGUCCCAUGUGUUGGAGAAAAGGAAAUGGCUGAAAUUGAAGCCAAGGAAGCGUGCGAUUGGCUGCGGAUAACUGGAUUUCCCCAGUAUGCACAGCUCUAUGAAGAUCUCCUGUUCCCUAUUGAUAUUUCUCUGGUCAAGAGAGAACAUGACUUCUUGGACAGAGAUGCCAUCGAGGCUCUAUGCAGGCGACUAAACACUUUAAACAAGUGCGCAGUGAUGAAGCUGGAGAUCAGUCCUCACCGGAAGCGAAGCGAGGAUUCGGAUGAAGAUGAGCCUUGUGCAAUCAGCGGCAAGUGGACUUUCCAGAGGGACAGUAAGAGGUGGUCCCGCCUUGAGGAGUUCGACGUCUUCUCUCCAAAGCAGGAGCCAAUCCCUGGGUCCCCAGACGACUCUCGCUUGCAGAGCGCCACGAGCCGUGAAAGCAUGCUGACGGACCUCAGCGAGCGCCAGGAGGUGUCCUCUGUCCGAAGCCUCAGCAGCACCAGCAGUGUCCCCACCCAUGGGCCCCACAGCGGGGAUGCAGUGACACCCCGAACGAAUUCCGUCAUCAGCGUCUGCUCCUCCUCCGGCCACGGCCACUUCGUAGGCCAUGAUGACUCCUUCUCCAGCCUGCCUUCCCCCAAGGAACUGUCCAGCUUCAGCUUUAGCAUGAAAGGCCACGAGAAACACACCAAGUCUAAGACGCGGAGCCUGCUGAAGCGGAUGGAAAGCUUGAAGCUCAAGGGUUCCCACCACGGCAAGCACAAGACGCCUUCCAAGCUGGGCUUGAUCAUCAGUGCUCCCAUUCUGCAGGAGGGGAUGGAUGAGGAGAAGCUGAAGCAGCUGAACUGCGUGGAGAUCUCGGCCCUCCACGGCAACCACAUCAACGUGCCCCUGGUACGGAAAAGGAGCGUGUCCAACUCCACGCAGACCAGCAGCAGCAGCAGCCAGUCAGAGACCAGCAGUGCGGUCAGCACACCGAGCCCGGUCACCAGGACCCGGAGCCUCAGCACCUGUAACAAGCGAGUGGGCAUGUAUCUAGAGGGCUUCGACCCUUUCAGUCAGUCCACCUUGAAUAACGUGACGGAGCGGAACUAUAAGAACCGUGAGAGCUACCCAGAGGACACGGUGUUCUACAUUCCGGAGGAUCACAAGCCCGGCACCUUCCCCAAGGCCCUCUCCAAUGGCAGUUUCUGUACCUCGGGGAACAGUUCUGUGAACUGGAGGACCGGGAGCUUCCACGGCCCCGGCCACCUCAGCCUACGGAGGGAAAACAGCAGCGACAGCCCUAAGGAACUGAAGAGGCGCAAUUCCUCCAGCUCGGUGAGCAGCCGCCUGAGCAUCUAUGACAACGUGCCGGGCUCCAUCCUGUAUUCCAGCUCGGGGGACCUGGCCGACCUGGAGAACGAGGACAUCUUCCCUGAGCUGGAUGACAUUCUCUACCACGUGAAGGGGAUGCAGAGGAUAGUCAACCAGUGGUCGGAGAAGUUUUCCGAUGAGGGGGACUCCGACUCAGCCCUGGACUCUGUGUCUCCUUGCCCGUCGUCUCCAAAGCAGAUACACCUGGACGUGGACCAUGACCGAAGGACACCCAGCGACCUGGAUAGCACGGGCAACUCCCUCAAUGAGCCUGAAGAGCCCACUGAUAUCCCAGAGAGAAGGGACUCUGGGGUGGGGGCAUCCCUGACCAGGUGCAAGAGGCACAGGCUGAGAUGGCACAGCUUCCAGAGCUCUCACCGGCCAAGCCUAAACUCUGUAUCUCUGCAGAUCAACUGUCAGUCUGUGGCCCAGAUGAACCUGCUGCAGAAAUACUCCCUUCUGAAACUGACGGCCCUGCUGGAAAAAUACACGCCUUCCAACAAGCAUGGUUUCAGUUGGGCUGUGCCCAAGUUCAUGAAAAGGAUCAAGGUUCCAGACUACAAGGACCGGAGUGUGUUUGGGGUCCCGCUGACUGUGAACGUGCAGCGCUCCGGACAGCCCCUGCCUCAGAGCAUCCAGCAGGCCAUGCGCUACCUCCGGAACCAUUGUCUGGACCAGGUUGGGCUCUUCAGAAAGUCGGGCGUCAAAUCCAGGAUUCAGGCUCUACGCCAGAUGAACGAAAGUGCAGAAGAUUAUGUCAACUAUGAAGGCCAGUCCGCUUACGAUGUGGCAGACAUGUUAAAGCAGUAUUUUCGAGAUCUUCCUGAGCCCCUCAUGACGAACAAACUCUCGGAAACCUUCCUACAGAUCUACCAGUAUGUGCCCAAGGACCAGCGCCUCCAAGCUAUCAAGGCAGCCAUUAUGCUCCUGCCUGACGAGAACCGGGAGGUUCUCCAGACGCUUCUCUACUUCUUGAGCGAUGUCACGGCGGCUGUGAAGGAAAACCAGAUGACUCCCACCAACCUGGCUGUGUGCUUAGCUCCUUCUCUUUUCCACCUCAACACCCUGAAGAGAGAGAAUUCUUCCCCAAGGGUAAUGCAAAGAAAACAGAGUUUGGGCAAACCGGACCAGAAAGAUCUGAAUGAAAACCUAGCUGCCACUCAAGGGCUGGCCCACAUGAUUGCUGAGUGCAAGAAGCUCUUCCAGGUUCCCGAGGAAAUGAGCCGAUGUCGCAACUCUUACACUGAGCAAGAGCUGAAGCCCCUCACACUGGAGGCCCUGGGACACCUGAGUAACAACGAUCAGCCUGCUGACUACACACACUUCCUCCAGGACUGUGUGGAUGGCCUGUUUAAGGAGGUCAAAGAGAAGUUCAAAGGCUGGGUCAGCUACCCUACCUCUGAACAGGCGGAGCUGUCCUAUAAGAAGGUCAGUGAAGGACCGCCACUAAGGCUUUGGAGGUCGACCAUCGAGGUCCCUGCUGCCCCCGAGGAGAUCUUAAAGCGACUUCUGAAAGAGCAGCACCUCUGGGAUGUGGACCUCCUGGACUCGAAGGUGAUCGAAAUCCUGGACAGCCAGACUGAAAUCUACCAGUACGUCCAAAACAGCAUGGCGCCGCACCCUGCUCGGGACUACGUCGUCUUGAGGACCUGGAGGACUAAUUUACCCCGGGGAGCUUGUGCCCUCUUACUCACCUCUGUGGACCAUGACCGGGCACCCGUGGUGGGGGUGAGGGUUAAUGUGCUCCUGUCCAGAUAUUUGAUUGAACCCUGCGGGUCAGGAAAAUCCAAACUCACCUACAUGUGCAGAGCUGAUUUACGGGGCCACAUGCCGGAGUGGUACACAAAGUCUUUUGGACAUUUGUGCGCAGCUGAAGUGGUAAAGAUCCGAGACUCCUUCAGUAAUCAGAACACUGAGCCCAAGGAUACCAAAUCUAGGUGAUCACGGAGGCGCCAAGCAUCUGCGUCUCCCACCUGGGUGAUUGUUUCUAGAGCCUGACCAGCCCUUGGAAGAGUUCAUCUGGGUCUCAUUGACUGAAGCAAUUUUGACCAGUUGUUUUUAAAGCUGCUUCCUGUUCGUCUUAGGUCUAUGUCGUAGACCUUGACUGGAUUAUAUAAGACUUGGGGCGGGGUGGGGAGGGGAGAUAACGUGUAUUGUUCACAUUGCUUCUGAGAAGCAAGAGCUCUUUUCGGCGCCUAACGGAAGAUAGCCAGGAGACGUCACUGUCUGGUGACGUCAGCGCGUGUGUACCUACGUCAUUCGUUUUGCGGUGUGUUGAGGGACUGAUGUAGCCACUGGAAUAGUUGGUACUCGUUGACAGGUGUCCCCC